CCUACAUGCACACUCUCACACACACAAGUCCUGUCGGCCGGAUGAACACAGUCUGAGUCUGCUUUACAGCUGCAGCAGCAUUCCUAGUGUUUACACCCUGAGAGACGCUGAAAGUUGAAGAAACAGUCUGAAAUGCUGGUGACCACUCAACCAGUUGACAUGACAGGAACCCCUCAUCUGGGCUCUACAGCCGUCGAUAACUCAACCUUCCUGGACUCUGAGUUUCGCUAUGUGCUCUUCCCCGUCGUCUAUGGCAUCAUCUUCAUCGUGGGCGUCUUUGCUAACAUCUACGUAUUGUUCGUUCUCCGCUGCCUCCGGGAAGCCAAAGCCAUGGGCGAAAUCCGCAUCUACAUGACCAACUUGACCAUCGCUGAUCUCCUAUUUGUGUCUGCCCUCCCUUUUUGGAUCGGGUACUACAGCCGUAAUGGCACUUGGGUCUACGGAGACUUCAUGUGUCGGCUGACGGGCUCGUUCUUCUUCAUCAACACCUACGGCACCAUCCUCUUCCUGGGAGCCAUCAGCGUCAACCGAUACUGGGCGGUCACUCGGCCUCUGGACGCGGCGUCUUCAGACCACAGGCGUCGUGGGAUCAUCGUGUGCGUCGUCAUCUGGGUAUUCACCCUGUCGUUGGCUGUUCCAUAUCUGGCAUAUCCAGGAACCAACACCGACUCCAACAACGUCACUCGCUGUUUUGAAGGAUACCAGAACGAAACAAACUUUGAAAAGAAAAAAGUGGCUGUCACUCAUUUUUUAAUAAUUGGAAUGUUCUUCCUUGUCUUUUUCCUUGUUGUGGUGUGCAACUUCCUCAUCGCUCGGGCCUUACUUUCUCAAAAUGUUCCUCAGUCAGAAUUUCAAUCUUCAACAAUUAAACACCGUAAGUCCAAGAGGACCAUGUCUUCUUCAACGACAAGGCCCCGAGGGGUGAAGCGGAGGGCUCUGCAGAUGUUGUUGGCAGUAGUGGGAGUAUUUGUCCUGUGUUUCCUGCCCCACCAUGUAGUUCAGGGUUUCUGGACGCUGGCAGUACUGCAGAUCACAGAGGGUUGGGGCCACGUGAACUGGGACGAGAACACUCGUCAGAUGCUCAAUGACAUACAUCAGGUCACUUUGGUUCUCAUGGGCCUCAACUGCAUUUUGGAUCCUAUGGUUUAUUAUUUUGCCACAAGGAAGUUUAGGAGGUUCAUUAUGGCACACCUUAAAAAGUUAGUGAAGGGAGAAGGAUGCUCGCAUACAGUCACUUCACAGCUGUCCAUGGACAGCAGGAAUCAUAGCCAGAGACUCCAGAGUGAGCACCAGCAACCCAGAGACGACAGAUUCAAAGAUUAGCAGUAUUAAAAUGUAGAUAUAAUGACUAUCAUGCUGCUGUUAAAAAUGGCAAAAUUUACGUUCUUUUGAUGCAUCUCUUGAGCUCAGCAAGAGUUCAAGUGUUUAGAAUUGGUGGCUUUACACCCGCACAGACAAUGUAGUGUGCAAAAAUGUGUGAAAAAUUAUCUCACAGUUAAUAUUUUGUCAUACAUGUAAGAUCUGUGGUCUGAAUUGCACCAGUAUUUCUGCCCUUCCUGUGUGCAGCACAAACUGAACUGCAGAAGUUUUGCAAGCAGAAGUAAGUAACGCUGACGAUUCUACAGAAGGAUGACGUUGAAUGAUGGAGACGUUAGACAUGUUAUUUCAAUCUUCACACUGGUGUUUUUGGCACAAAGUAGGGCGCUAAAAGCAGCAAAGAAGUCAAGGAUGAUACAAAUAUAAAAAGUCUAUGGCCACCUCCUUUUGGGCAUAUCAGGCACUCGAAUAGACACACACUUGAACUUCACAAACUGGAUAUUAUAUCAGCAAAAAUGUGAUAAUGAGAUUGUUGUCUGCCCUUAGGGAAGUAUCUUUCUUUUUUUUAACAUUGCUUGGGCAACUUAUUUCUGGUAUUGUGACACUAGGGAACAGAAGUAAUAAUGCCUGAGUUGUGUUUCCCCUCUGGCAUCCAAUAUUGUGACAUUGCAUCUACGACUCAUGGUAAAAAUCCCAUGAUUCACUGUGAAAAAGAAAGCCAGUGCUUGUAAUUAUUCAGCUAUUUGCUGUAUAUGUACAACACUGUAUUAUACAUUUUCGGCGAGCUUAUUUGUUUUUGCAAAUCAGAUGUAUGAUGUAUUUUUUUAUUCAGAGUAGCAGCUUUAUUAUCUUGUGCAGUGUUAUUUUGAUGUUAAAAAAGGAAAAUGAGCUGUUUGUUCAUGUAUAUAGCCUUGUCUUUUAAUAAAACCAUUAUUUCCGUGUAAA
Messenger RNA from Amphiprion ocellaris (clown anemonefish), 2262 nucleotides. RefSeq names its product platelet-activating factor receptor (gene ptafr). Gene Ontology annotation, cellular component: membrane. Gene Ontology annotation, molecular function: G protein-coupled purinergic nucleotide receptor activity; platelet activating factor receptor activity. Bases 133 to 1323 code for a protein of 396 amino acids. The transcript has 2 exons. NCBI's taxonomy places the organism in Eukaryota, Metazoa, Chordata, Actinopteri, Pomacentridae. Gene Ontology annotation, biological process: G protein-coupled receptor signaling pathway; chemotaxis. The record is from RefSeq and is a predicted model, not a curated record.